Molecule: messenger RNA, 1377 nt
Organism: Drosophila ananassae
Lineage: Eukaryota; Metazoa; Arthropoda; Insecta; Diptera; Drosophilidae
Product: beta-1,3-galactosyltransferase 1
Exons: 2
Coding region: 33-1244 (403 amino acids)
Cellular component (GO): membrane
Molecular function (GO): hexosyltransferase activity
Source: RefSeq, a predicted model, not a curated record
GUGCUUACUUCCGAGAAGAUUACGAUCAUAGAAUGUUCGCUUGGCACAAAAUAAAAAAAAUUAAAAAAACGGUAGCUCUUAGGAAAAACUCUUUUAGGUUAUUUUUACAAGUUGGUGUUUACAUAUUCAUAUAUUAUGUAGCCAUUUCAUUAACUCAAAUAUACGAACAUACAGAAAAAAUAUGUUCACGAGUAUUAAGGAUACCAGGACGAACAGCAUUACAUAGGGAUUGGACACCUUUUUCUUCGUUCAAUCUAAGUGACUAUAUUCAAAAGUUCGAGGAGAGCUCACUUCUAGUGCCUUCUGGACUCUGUGAAAAACACUCAUUAGUGACCAUUUUUGUUACAUCACCAGUAAAUGGAUUCCGUCAACGCCAAAGAAUAAGGAAAUCCUGGGGAAACACAUCGAAUUUUAACUACCCAGCCUUUUUCAAAAUGCAUGGGCAUCUCAAGGGAUUCUAUUAUCCUCCUUCGAAAAAUCGAAUGGUUUUGUAUGGCAAGUAUCUGAGCGCAAAAGAAGAGACCCUACGGGCUUCUGUCAGGGUGGUAUUUAUAGUUGGACGCCAUCAGCGAACUACACUUAAUAAUCGUGCAACAAUAAGAAAGCUUCGGAAAGAGUCCGAUAUCUAUAAUGAUGUUAUCCAGGAGGACUUUGUUGAUACCUUUAACAAUCUUACUCUUAAAUCAGUUAUGGCGCUUAAGCAUUUUAACAAGAAGUGUUUCGAUACCUCAGCGUACUUCCUGAAAGCGGAUGAUGAUAGCUUCGUUAAUGUUCCUAAUUUAAUACACAUACUUCUCGGAGGAACUUUGCCCGCAUAUAAACCUCACCACAAGAUGCAGAUUCGACUGACAGCUACUAGCGGCGUUUUUCUUGGCCAUGAGCUUUCUGACAUUAAACCAAUCCGUCAGAUGUGCAACAAGUUCCAUGUGCCACAGUACAUUUAUCCAGAGGCAGUGUUUCCGAGAUAUCUGUCCGGUAGUGGAUACCUUAUGUCCAGGGAUGUGGCUCGGCAGUUGUAUGAAGCUGCCUGGCAUACGGAAAUAAUUCCCCUAGAAGAUGUCUUUAUCACAGGACUAUGUUCUUUGAAUGCAAAACUAAAUCCCGUUCACAGCCCAUUAUUUUCAUUACGAAAAGUUCAAGAUCUGUGUGAUUUUAGGGAAAACAUUGUUCAGCAUUUUUUUAAAGACCCCAAUAAAAAAAGGGAAUGGCACAAUAUGACCAAUAAUCAAAUAAAAUGUAAAUAGUUCAUUAUUUAAAUAUUGAAGUUAAUAAUGGGCAUUUUAGUGGGUAUUUUAUUGUUUAUAAUGAGCAACAAUGUACACAUGCAAACUAAAAGGUUAUCAUACUUAAUAAAUAGUUGUUUAAUGUUUUGUUUCA